Molecule: messenger RNA, 9806 nt
Organism: Paramuricea clavata
Lineage: Eukaryota; Metazoa; Cnidaria; Anthozoa; Malacalcyonacea; Plexauridae
Source: the annotation of a GenBank genome assembly
AGGUGAAAUGCAAAUCGAACGAUUGCCAAAAGGCGGACAAAGGUAAGAUUAUAUAAUGAGUUGGUUGGGAACUAACGUGUCAUCUUGCCUUUAUCAAUUUGGCAAUAUGUAACUGCAAUCCCUGAAAUAUAGGUCCAAAGGUUUACUAACUACAAAUUGCAAUAGAAAACACAAUAUUUAGCCUAUAUUUUUUUUACUGCAUUAUCAUCAUGAAUCAGUGAGAAAUUCUCUUUUUCCACGCACUUGCAUGUGUCCAAAAACGAUUACCGAACGUUGUAGCCACAAGCCUCCAGCGCAGUCGUAUAAGCUUCUUUAAUUUAAAAGCCGCAAAAUUUUUAAAAGCUACAACUGAAAAUGGCUUGUAUAGUGGAUUCCCUUUUUAUUUAAUUUAAACAAAGAUAAUCGUUCAAAUUACUGUUCUAAAAAGAAUUGUGUUAUUAAAAGACUGUAUAAUUGUAAUUAUAAUAAAAAGGUUAUGAAGUAGCGCAAUAACUAUAGCUAUGUUUAUUAUACUUCCUCUUUAAAAUCGCCAUUUCUUUUUAUCUUCUGUCAAUUAGCGGUCCGCCAGUCUUGGUUUUGUUGUCAGUUGUAUUUGGAAUUUGAUUGUAUAAUAAAACUGUUAUUAUAGUUUCGACUUCAUGCAAUUAUUGGAUUCGGCUUCAUAACGUUGGUCUUAAUUGAUCUGGACAAUUAUCUGAACAGUUAUUUUUUUAAACAAAACAAGUGCUUAUUGACUUUUAUAAAGGGUCCUUACUCCUUAAAUUUUCCGUUCAAAAAUUUAUGUUUUGUUCUUGUAUUCAUCAUUGCUCUUUCGGCAGUAUUGUUUUCAAAAAUAUAUUUUUUCUACAGUUUAAAUAUUAUAAAUAUAUAUUUGCAUGCUAACCUGUAAACAAUUGCUGGGAGUUUUUCCAUUGUGAUUUUUCCUGUUAAGGCUAUAAGAAGCGAAUAACUUGCUGUUUUCUUGUUUACAAAACUCCAGUAAUUAUUGAGCCGCCAAUUGUUUUCACGACUAGCAUGCAGGAUAUGAGCUAAUAUCCUGCCAUGCAUGCAUGCAGUAUAGAGAACCAAUGACAUUGCAUGUAUAUCAGAGGAAGGUUGUAAGAAGAAAAAAAAGAAGAAAAAAAGUAUAUAUAGAAUACCCAGAGAAAACACGCAACUUUCGGGCUUUUGACUCACCCUUUUCAAAAAGUGGUCACAGGUCCCCACUCCCAGCGGAAGUCGAACCGAUUAUCUCAGGUGUACAAAACAGUGCUUUGAUGAUUGCGCCACCAAUACACCUGUCGGUAUGGCGUAUAAUAGUUGUAAAACAGAGAGCUUAAUUAAGCAAGCGAAAUUAUCGAUUCUCGAAAAAGGCGACAGCAGUUCUUGGAUGUCAGAAAUUCUGAACGUGAAAUUAUUAAUAUACAUUAACUGUCAUAAAACUGUCAUUUAAAAAAGAUUUAGAUUUAAAAAGAUCAUAUAAAAUUUAGAUUCGUGUCAGAUUAAGAUUGGAUUAUGGUUAGGGUUAGAGCCAGGAUUAGUUUAAGAUUAGAGUUCACUUAAUUUCGUUAGGUAUCCGACACCUAUUUUACCGCAUAGUGAUCAACAACAAAUAACACAAUAUAAUACAAACCACAAUCCAGAGAACAUGCCCUAUAAUUUUAGAAAAUUAUAUACAAUUUAAUAAAACGCCCGGAAUACAAAUCUUCAACUCUGUGAGACCUUUUGAUUAUUUUCAAUUUUUCCUCUUUUCUCAGAAUCAAAGUGCAAAGUGAAUUAUAAUGCAUCCCGUAUCAUGAUGACUUGGGAAGACGCAAAAACGUAUUGCUCAACGCUUAACGAAUCCUUACUUGAUUUCACUGACGCCGAAGAUUUACAAUAUAUUAAGAAUAUAAGUGCAUCUGAUCUCAUGUGGAUAGGACUUAAGAAAAAUGCAUUUAACCUCACUGGAAUAUUGGCAAACGUAGAUGAUUUGUUCAAAGUUGGAGUGUGUGAAUAUGCCGAUAUCAACGGACAAUUAAUUCGGAAUAGUUCAUGCACUGACAAAUUACUGUCAUCAGUUUGUGUGAAACCAUCAGGUAAACCUGAAAAUAUAGCCUAUAUAUAUGUUUGUUUUAAGUAACUUUGCCGCAUAUCAAGUCUGAAAACUUGUAGUAAAAAACAAUGUAGCUUAUCAUCUGUGCAGGACGUUUUUCAGAAUAGAAUUUGCUGAACACUUUAGUUGCUGUUUGCAUAAAGGUUAACUGAAAAACUCAAGUUACAUGAUUAUAGAUUCAAAAUAUUUAAAAUUAGAUUUGAUUCCUUAAAUAUGUAUAAAAUUAGCUUGAAAGCCCCUUUUGUCUAAAAUAUAAGCAAACAGGGAAGAAUUCGUGCAAGGAUAACUUCGUCAAGAAAAGUGUUUUAAAAACUGUGUCCAAAUCUCUGCAUGUCUGUAUGAAAUAAGUAAUAAAAAGUUGUGUCCGCAAAAUGCAUGCAGGAAUUUAAGCCCCAGAAUCUUAUAAUAUGAAAAGAUUCGGGGGUGGACCUCUACAGGUUUGCGUGCAUGCACUUUCCAAUUUCUACUAUUCCUUGUUAGUUCCCUUUUCAGUUAUCUCCCACUUUUGACUUUUCCACUCGUUAAAGAUAAGGCUUUUUUAAAAAGGCCCUGUACUUUUCUAGGUUUAUGCAAAAAUAUGCAAUGUAGCUACAUGCAUGCAGGUUGUUGGUCCUCGCAUGCAUGCGUGCUGUAUGUAUCUUCGUCAACUAGCCAAUGUCAUUGUCCAUGUCAUUAUGUUGGUCAAAUAUCACCAGAUAUAACCAAAUAAUAACCUGCUAUAGUAGGAAGUAAGAUAAAAUACUAAACCAGGAUAUUUGACCAAGAAUAUCAAGUUAACCCCAAACUAUAGGCCUACUGUUAUUUCUAGGUUAAUUAACCAGGAAAAUCUUAACCAGGAUGUCUUUAGAGUGUAAUUAUAUGUGUCAUUUCGUUAUUAGCUAAUUGUAAAUAUCGUUCGAAAAGAAAUAACAGCCGAUGUUGCCGACCAGUAUACGACAGAAUGACCUACUUUGGUGCAUUCGCUCACUGCAAAAGAUUAAGUACCAAAAUUUAUGCAGGCAAUUUUUCCAAUUGCAAAGAUACACUUUUUAAUACCUCUCAUAAUUUGGAAACGCCAUUGGUUUGGACAGGGAAGCUCUACGAAAGUACUAUUGAUGCACGUGCUAAAUGGACAUGGCUGAAUGGUAGCUUAUUCAAAGAAUGGAAUAAAUGGGAAAUAAUAAUUACUGAUGUUGGUUGCAAUGGUUGUAGUUUUGUGAGAAAUGGGACAAUUUAUCUAACUUCAAACUGUUCACAAAAUUUUUCUUGCUUUUGUAACAGUUCAGAUUGGGUUGGUAAGUUUGGAAACCGUAGUUGUAAAAUUGUUUCAAUUUUUUAACGUAACACUAAAGUAUAGAAUGUUAUAAAAUAUGGAUGUAAUGAAAAAAUUUUCUUAGCUACUGUAUUUUAUGAACAAAGUGAAAAAUAACCAAGACUUUGGAAAUGGGUGACGAAUCAUGACAAAUAUACUUUGCAUGAACUUAUAGUUUCUGUUCUAUGAUAGUGCAGACGCGGUGGACGGAAAAUUUUUAUCUUUGUUUUGGGCAGUGGCGUAAGUACUAUGGGCUCGGACCGGGCGAAUCCGGGGACCCCCAACCCCAAUGGGCCAAAUGGGAGGCCCCAGGCUCAGGCUGUAGGGCAAAAACAUUGGUCAGUGCCUCUGAUAUGUUACAAUGUCAUUUUCUGACCAUCAGAAUUCUGUAAAAUCUCUCCCCAAAGUCCGGAAAAUGGCAUUUCAGAGAGUCUAGAUUGAAAACUUUUCCGGUUGAGCAUGCCCGAACCCCUAGAAAACUCGUUCAUAUAUACGGGUGCUCAACUCGUGCCUUUGGCACUUCUACUAGGGGGGCCUUCGAAAAUUUUGAACCGGUGGCCCCCUGAUAGGCCUAUAACGUUACGCCACUGGUUUUGAGAAUAAAAAAAUCAGGCGCAAAAUUCUGCAUAUCACAAUCCAAUUAUUAAUGGACUAAACCACAAAUAACCAACGUCAUUUUAUUAGAGAUUUACUGUAAAAACUGAGUAGAUAGUACCUAUUGGUUCGUUGUUUUAACAUGCAAUGUCUUUUUACUGCAUAGUGAGCCGAAACUGGUUAAGGUUACUUCACACGAUGAACGUGCGUUUUAGUCUAUUGAACAUGGCGCAACGAAUUUUAAGUGUAUCUUUACCAAAUAUUUUGUGAAGAAAGCCAAUAAAAUGCUGAUUUCGAAAAUCCUCAUUUGAUGGGUGUUCUGUUUAAACAUGCCCAGUAUUGGCUGACUAAAGAAAUAUAUAAGUAUCCCAUAAAAAAAAUCAAAAUAUAUUUAUAGUUUAAUUUCCUCAACGUUUGUCUACAUAUAUCGACUUGAAUCUUCAUAGGCACGGUAAAAAAAAACGUGUGCGGCAAAUUUCUCUUCUUCAAUGGUUUUUCUGAUAUGACGUUUUCUUUGAGAACUUCGUGAAUUAUCAGUGACAAAUCCAAGAAUCAGGGCAUAUCAGAAAAACCACUAAAGAAGGGAAAUUUUCUGCACACGUCUUUUUUACCAUGCCUAUGAAGAUUUGAAUUGCGAUAUCUAGACAACCGUUGAGGUAAACUAUAAACAUAUUUUUAUUUUUUAUGAAGGUACCUACAUAUUUACUCAGUCAGCCAAUACUGAAAAUGUUUAAACAGAACACCCAUCAAAAGAAAAUUUUCGAAAUCAGCAUUUUCCUGGCUUUCUUCACUGAAAAUUUGGUAAAGUUACACCUAAAAUUGGUUGAGCAAUGUCCAAAAGACUAAAACGCACGUUCAUCGUGUGAAGUAACCUUAAGCUGAAGAGCCCAGUUAAUUAUUUUAUGCACUCUGUAUAUCCUAUUCAUGAAAGGCAUAUAAUAUUAAAUAUAACAAUUGCAUGUUGUUCACUUGUUUGUGAUGUUACUUUGAGUAAUCCAAAAAUUUUUUAGAACCACUGAGUAUUUUAAUAAAAUACAAAACAAGUGAAACUCCAAAAAUCGAUAACAUAGAAAUGUUAUCGAUUUUUUGGAGUUUCACGUGUUUUGUAUUUUACUCUGAGUGUAUAUCCACACCGGAGAAGUCGAAAAAUGUGCCCAGCCACGGUGGGAAUUGAAUCUACGACCUUUGUAAUACUAGCCCAAUGCUCUGCCAACUGAGCUACGCGGACAGGUCGGUUCGAGUAAGUGAUAUUUCGGAACUGAGUCUAGUUCCUCCGAUAUCAAUGGAAUCUUGUAAUCAUGAUUUUUUUUAUACCAACACAGAAAAAAAACAAUUGUUGCUUUAUUUUAAUUUUACAGGUCAAGGACAAAUGUCUUGGAAAGACGCAAAAUCAAGCUGUCGUCUGCUACAGUUUCCUCUUAGAAACAAUACAUUUUUGAUGAACACAGAAAAUAAGUCGUACUGGUUGCCAAUUCAUAAGAAAGACGCAUGCGAAACUCGUAUGGUUAAAGACCCGACAAAUGUAACGGAGAUAAAGCCUAAAAAAUGUCAUUAUGUUGGACAUUUAAAUGGCAGUUAUGGUGAGCCAGAUUGUAAUCAGAAGAAUUGUGCUAUUUGUGUCAAAUCAGGUACUGUAAGUCCAUUAUCCCCGAGCGCCGUUCCGCGCGUAAGCCCGGGGGGAGGGUACAAAUUUCGCCCUGCCUGUGAAGCAAACAUAUUUUACUAUAUGUUCGAGUAAACUAGUCGGCAAAGCGAGUUUUUCUCUUUCCCCUGCAGUUUUACUAGAAAGCCACAUAACAUAAAACAACAUUCCAGAUUAUGAAAAUCAAUUAUUUUCUCAUAUUAUGUUCACGUUACCAUAGCGACUACUAUUAUUUAAACAUGAAUACUUCAUGUGGAAUUGCUAUACUCCAUCUGUUAAGAAAGGCGAGGGGUUGCUGCAUGUAUGUAUUUCUAGUAUUGUGCAUCUGAACUGCUCGCUCUCGUAUUUUUGACAGGGGUUGUGUGUGUGUUAAAUUGAACGUUGCGUUAUCUAACUAUUAUAAGAGUGACAGGUGGCUUUAAACAUGAUACAGUUCAGUGCACAUGGACGGCAUUUGCACAAAAAAAUCUCAUUAGAAUCUUAUUACCGUGUCUCCAUCGGCUUUUGUGUUAAAGUCUCGCGGGAUUGCUUGAAAGGUCGCCUAUUGUAUAUAAUGGCUAUGAUAAUGGCAGAUAACGCUGACCGUAAUAAAUAAUAGCACUAUUGGCGAAUGUCAAAAUACUUUCCCUGCAAAAUUUACAUGCAUUUUGUGAUUGGUUUUCUGAAACAAAAGUUAUGCAUUUAUGAUUCAUUUUUUAGAAAUAUGACUUCUAUUGUUUAUUGUUUGUUUAUUGUCAUCUAUUGUCAUAAUCAACCAAUCCUAAAUCCUAUUCAUAUAGGCAAGUAUACUGACCCUUUUUGUCUCACUUUAGCUGAAACAAAUUGCUCUGAUCCAUGGCAGCAUUUCAAAGAAUGUCACAACUACAGUACAAACGAAUCCACAGAAAACUGGUGUAAUGCAGGUUACGAAACUAACUUGGUAAAGAUUAAAAAGUUGAGCUUGGGAUAUGUAAGAACUAAAUGCAUAAAUGUCAUGACUUGUAGCCUGAGCUCUAUAUAUACAUACGAAUAUGAACCUUGAUACCAAUGAUACAGGGAAUUUAUCCCCGAGUCACAGGCGAAGCGCGUCGGGCAAAAGUUCGUGCACGCAUGGCGACGGUACUAAUUUCAUCCUCUAUGUUGGCAUGGACGUUGGGUGCUCGUCACAAUGACCUCUUUUAUCAUGUGGUUAUUUCCUUAUGUUUCAUGCACAGUGGGGUUAAGAUUAGGUUUAUUGCUAUAACUUUCAUGUGCGCCUGCAGUGCUAAAGCAGCCAAUCAUAGAAACGAGGCCAUGCGCCAUUGGGUCAAAUGUGCAAUAAUUAUUAUAGUUGCUCUGUAUUUCUAGUAUAUAAUUUUUGAGGUAAAUUAUAGAACCAAACACGUAUUUGAAAAUUGUUAGUUAUACUCUACCGAACAUCAAUGCAAUCGAAACAUAUAGCCUGAUAACAGACCUACGUUUCGCCCGUCCUAAAAUUUGCGGGUCGACGGAAAGGGCGAAACGUAGGUCUGAUGAAAAUGUUGUCAGAAGCGCCUUCCGCCCACUUUGCAUUUUGUGAUGAUGAUUGACACAUUAGAUGUAACGCCUAAAAAUACAAUAAGUUGUCGAUUUCACUUUAUUGAAAGUUUGUAAACAAAGUAGGGUCGAUAUAAGUACGGAUAUAUGAAUAAAUAUUUAAAAUAUUGAUAACCCCGUGCAGUAUGUAGUCUAAACCUUUGUAAGCAAACAGUUACAGCUAGUGAUAAUACAAUAUUUUCAACACAAUCUGCCUACGCAAAUUUGGCAAUGGCCAUGUCCCAUUGUUGAAUUGCAUCCCAACUCUUACAAUUUAUACAUUUUAAAAUCGCCAUACAAUGCUAAAGUCAAAAUAAAAUAUUUUGUACGCGAACGUGCUAUGUUAUCAAAAUAUAAAUCAUGAAUGCGCACAUAUUUGUAUCAGUUUUAUUAUGAUUAAUCACAAAACUUAGAUCGUGUAAAAAUUACUGUAUCGUAUAUUACAACGGAAAGCCACAACGCUGAAGUAUUUGACACGUACUGAUCCACUCCCCUCUAGCUUUAAUUUUAGACGCAAAUACUGAUAGACUAUAGUUGUCGUUCGACAUCACAAAAUAUUUAGAAUAUUACACUGUAAUACGGUGUAAUAUUCUAAAUAUUUUGUACUGUAAUCUAUAUGCCAUAUUAUAGAUAGAUAAAACUUUUAUUUUGAUAGGGUGGUCUCAUCAGACCUUCAUGUUAGCGACCAACCAAUCACAACCCAUUUCCCUGUAAAUUAGCCAAUCAACUUUGUCGACCGCCAGGCGGUCGACUUACAUGUAUUUUCAUCAGACCUACGUUUCGCCCUUUCCGUCGACCCGCUAAUUUUAGGGCGGGCGAAACGUAGGUCUGUUAUCAGGCUAGGAAUGAAACAUACAGCACUUUUGUGUUUUAUACCACUUUAAUGAACAUAGACCUAAGUAUAGUACCUUCGAUACCGAUGUGUUCUUAUGAUCAUAAGAACACAUCGGUACUAGACUUAGUUCCGAAAUACCACACACUCGAACGAUUUGCUCUCGUAGCGCAGUUGGUAGAACAUUGGAUAGUAUCCCAAAGGUCACGGGUUAGAUUUCCACCGUGGUCAGGCAAACUUUCCAGCCUGUCCGGUGUGGAUAUACAUUCAGAGCAACAUCACAAACAUCGGCAUUACUUAUUUUUUAUAACGCUGGAGAAGGAAAUAGUAACUGAUGCGUUGUUGCCAUUCUUUUAGGCUAAGCGGUGUUUCAUUGGUCUUAAACGCUUCAAUAAUUAUACAAAUUUUACAUGGAAUUCUUCGUUUUAUCAAUGGGAUAAGAACGGGUACUGUGUUAUUGCCACGAAACAAGACCAGAAUACAACGUUUAAUUGUACUUGUAAGAAAAAAGGUAAAGGCUAUAUCAAUGUGAAUAUGUUUUGCCGAGUGGCUGUAUUACUACCUGAAAUAAACAAACAGAAAAUGGACGUUUCGAGCGAAGGCCCUUCGUCAAGACUUAUGGAUGUGACAGCAAUGAAUACGUGUCUGCAUGACCAAAUAUAUAAUUUUAUGUUUAUGGUUUGUUAAGUCGUCGAGUAAGAAACUGGUCAUAGUUUAUCAGGGGUGGGUGGGGAGGUGUAAUUCCAAAUUUUAAUGAAUGAUAUCUUGUGACCCUGCUUUUUCAUAACCCGGAAAAAUAAUAAACUCCCCCCCUCCCUCUCUUAUAUGAGAAGAACAAAAUGUGAGAAGGCAUGUAUAAAACAAUUGAUUGAACUAAAACAGCAGACUCCCUCCCCGCCUUCAUAAACUGUCUAAUAUUUUAUGAACCCCCUUUUUGCUGGCUAAAAAAUGUGACCCCCCUCCCCCCACUGUUUCCACCUCCCCACCCCUUCUGCUAAAUUAUGACCAGUCCCUAAGCGCAACAUUUCUAACGUUACCCAUCUCCCUAUUUAAUCCCCCCUCGCCAAAUUAUUAACAGCGAAAAAUAAAUUCAAUAUAUGAGAGCAUUAAUUUUGCGCGUUUCUUAUAUUUUUACGUUUUGGUAAAAUCCUAGUUUCCCUAAAUAGUCCCCCUAUUAUAACAGAGAAUUGUGCAACUUCGUUCUUAGGCUCUUCCCUCUUAUGGAGUCUUGAGGAUUGUCGUGUUUGUCGUAUAUAUAUAUACAUAAAGUGCAUGGUGUAUAUUACUAAUAAUUUGAUUUACACAUAUAUGUAUUAUAACUCGUUCGUUUAUGUAUAGUGUGUGUAUAAUCAGUAUGCUAAAAUUUUCAGCCAAUUUGACAUGUCCCAAUGACUGGAAACUUGCACACAACGGUUUUUGCUGGCGAGUAUUUGGUAAAGUCCAAGUAACGUGGCAGGCUGCUCAUACGUUUUGCUUGCAACACGACAGUCGUCUUGCAAAUUCAACUGAUGUUGAUGUUAUUAAGAAGACACUUUCUUCUUUGAAUGAUGGGAGGCGAUACUGGAUGAAUGGCGCUGAAAUUAAGGCCAACCCUCCUCAAGAUCCGUUACAAGGCUGGUACUGGCUUAAUGGUAGACAAUUUAAUGCUAGUAAUAGACGGGGAUUAUAUGGAGAACUGAGCUACACUGGCAAGGAAGAAAGAUGUGCUGUGAUUCGUGACAGUAAAAAUGCCAUUGGCAUAUGGAAAGACAGUUAUUGUGAUGUACAUCGCCCGUUUAUCUGCAAAAAGAAAGAAUUUAUUAAUAUCACGGUACUUAUUGUUUUCAUGUUUCUAAUUCAU